AUGGGCCGACAGUGCUCCGCCAGCUAUGCCCCCCCAAUGGACCGACAGUGCUCCGCCAACUAUGCCCCCAAUGGACCGACAGUGCUCCGCCAGCUAUGCCCCCUAUGGGCCGACAGUGCUCCGCCAGCUAUGCCCCCUAUGGGCCGACAGUGGCCCGCCAGCUAUGCCCCCAGUGUAUCACCUGUGUCAGCAUCACCUGUGUCCUGUCUCACCUGUGUCAGCAUCACCUGUAUCAGUCUCACCUGUGUCAGCAUCACCUGUGUCAGUCUCACCUGUGUCCUCUCUCAGCUGUGUCAGUAUCACCUGUAUCAGUCUCACCUGUGUCCUCUCUCAGCUGUGUCAGCAUCACCUGUCUGUGUCAGUAUCACCCGUGUCAGCAUCACCUGUGUCAGUCUCACCUGUGUCCUCUCUCAGCUGUCGCACUCUCUUACCUGCUGCUAA
This is a messenger RNA of Alosa sapidissima (American shad), 441 nucleotides long. Its product is annotated as keratin-associated protein 12-2-like. The transcript has 4 exons. Bases 1 to 441 code for a protein of 146 amino acids. The record is from RefSeq and is a predicted model, not a curated record. Lineage: Eukaryota; Metazoa; Chordata; Actinopteri; Clupeiformes; Clupeidae.